This is a messenger RNA of Penicillium nucicola, 1014 nucleotides long. Its product is annotated as aldo/keto reductase. The record is from RefSeq and is a predicted model, not a curated record. Bases 1 to 1014 code for a protein of 337 amino acids. The transcript has a single exon. Lineage: Eukaryota; Fungi; Ascomycota; Eurotiomycetes; Eurotiales; Aspergillaceae.
AUGGAAUACCAACGUCUGGGGAAAAGUGGCCUCAAAAUCUCCAGAAUAAUCCUAGGCUGCAUGACAUUCGGCAAUCCAGCCUGGGAAGGUUCACCCUGGGUCCUAGACGAGGCACAGUCCCUGCCACUCAUAAGAAAAGCCUACGAGAUGGGAAUCAACACCUUCGACACAGCAAACACGUACUCAAACGGCGUCUCAGAAACAAUCCUCGGCAAAGCCCUCAUCAAAUACUCGAUUCCACGAAGUCGAGUCGUAAUUAUGACAAAAAUCUACUACCCAGUUCUCGAAGAAGACCUAGACGCUCGACCAAACCCAGCAAUCAACGACGGCCCACUCGUCAACCAAAUGGGUCUCAGUCGGAAACACAUCUUCGAUGCCGUGGAGGGAUCUCUCCGUCGACUGGAUACAGAAUACAUCGAUGUAUUACAGCUGCACCGGCUCGACAGCGAAACCCCCCCGGAGGAGAUAAUGCGCGCUCUCCACGACCUCGUUCAGAUGGGAAAGGUCCGGUACUUGGGCGCAUCAAGUAUGCACUGCUGGGAAUUCGCCCGACUGCAAUACAUAGCGAAGAUGAACAACUGGACUACCUUUGUGAGUAUGCAGGGACUAUAUAACCUCCUCUAUCGCGAAGAAGAACGGGAGAUGAAUCCGUUCUGUGAAGCGGAGGGGGUGGGAUUGAUUCCUUGGAGUCCGUUGGCGCGAGGAUUAUUGGCUCGGCCGUGGAACGAGGGGUCCGCGCGUGCGGAUCAAGAUGAGAAGAGUAAGAAGUGGUUUGUUGGAGGGCAGAAUGAGGAGAUUGUUCGUCGGGCUGGGCUGUUGGCGACGAAGAAGGGCUAUGAGAUUGGGGCGAUUGCUAUGGCUUGGCUAUUGCAUAAAGGGGCUUGUCCGAUUGUUGGGUUGAAUAGUGAGAAGAGGAUCGAGGGGGCUCUGCAGGCGCUGGAUGUUCCAUUAUCGAGGGAGGAGCUAGAGUGGUUGGAAGAGCCGUAUUUGCCUUUGGCUGUUCAGGCUAUUUGA